UGUUGGUAUAGAGAGAGAGAAGUGUUGGUGUUAGUGUAGAAGAGAGAGAGAGAGAGAGAAAAAAAAGGAAGUUAAGGAGAGAAGAGAGAGAUGAGUGUUACAAGCAGCCCCUACACGGCCUUGGCCAUGGCUGCCGUCGCGGCCGUGCUGCUAUACUUCCUCCUCCGACCAUCCCACAGAAACAGGGGCGGACUCCCGCUCCCCCCGACGCCGGGCUGGGCGUGGCCGGUCCUCGGCCACCUUCCCCUCCUCGGCCUCAUCCCCCACCACUCCCUCGCCGCUCUUGCGAAAAAGCACGGCCCCCACUUCCUCCUCCUAAACCUCGGCACCACCUCCCCCACCCUCGUCGUCUCCUCCCCUGCAGCGGUGCGCUCCCUCCUAAAGUCUCUCGACCCCCUCGUGUCCUCCCGGCCCCCGAACGCUGGCGCCACCCAUAUGGCCUACAAUUACCAGGACCUCGUGUUCGCCCCCUACGGUCCGAGGUGGCGGCUGCUGCGCAAGCUCUGCAACGUGCACCUCUUCUCCCAGAAGGCCCUCGACCACUUCUCCAGCGUCCGGGAGUCCGAGGCUCAGGACCUGGUCAGCAGACUCUCCAGCAGCCGCUCCGCCGCCGUCACGAUCGGACCGAUGCUCACGGACUGCACGACCAACGCGCUGGGACGGACCAUGCUCGGGAGGCGGGUGUUCGUUCCGGGAGAGGGGGGAGAGUUCAGGGAGAUGGUGUUGGAGCUGAUGGUUUUGGCUGGGGUGUUCAAUAUUGGGGACUUUGUGCCCGAGCUUGAAUGGUUGGAUUUGCAGGGGGUGGUGAAGAAGAUGAAGAGGUUGCACAAGAGAUUUGAUGACUUCUUUGAGAGGAUGAUAGAGGAGAAUAGCAAUGGAGGUGAGAUGUGCUUUCUCGGUGUUUUAAUGGCUUUGAAGGAGGAUGCAGAUGGGGAGGGAAGCAAGAUCUCACGACGGGAGAUCAAGGCGCUCUUAAUGGACUUGUUCACAGCGGGCACGGACACAUCAUCCAGCACGGUUGAAUGGGCCAUCGCAGAGCUCAUCCGCCACCCCAGCCUCCUCGAUGCCCUUCAACUCGAGCUUGACUCAGUAGCCGGUCGUGACCGCCUGGUCCUCGAGUCGGACCUCCCAAACCUCACCCUUCUCCAAGCCAUCAUCAAAGAGAUCUUUCGCCUCCAUCCCUCGACCCCGCUCCUCCUCCCCCGCAUAGUUGCUGAGGAUUGUGAAGCCAUGGGAUACCAUAUCCCAAAGGACACCCGUGUUCUCAUAAACGCAUGGGCCAUCUCUCGAGACCCAGAUGUCUGGAAAGACCCCCUUGAGUUCAAGCCUGUCGAACGUUUCAUGCCUGGCGCCCCAACCGCUCAUAUGGAUGUCAAGGGAAAUGAUUUCGAGUUCAUUCCCUUUGGAGCCGGGCGACGUAUAUGCGCCGGAAUGAGUAUGGGCAUACGGAAUGUGCAGUUCCUCACUGCCGCGUUGGUGCAUGCUUUCGACUGGGAGUUGCUGGAGGGGGAGACGCCGGAGAAGCUGAACAUGGAGGAGGUGUAUGGGCUCACUUUGCAGAGGAAGGUGCCUUUGGUUGUGAAGCCCAAGCCUAGGCUUGCACCCCAUGUGUAUGCUAAUGCAGCUAAAUAAAUGGGUACCAUAUUUAUUUCAAGUGGUUAGGCCAGGCCCAUUUCUUUGUGAUGAGUGAAGGGCCUCAUGCAUAAAUUACUUCCCUGCCUCCCAUCAUAUAGCUACAAGUGUGUGCCCCUUUGUAAUUUCAAGUUUAAGAGUAUCAAUGUGAAAUGUGUUGAGACCUAGCCUGAUUCCUCAGGCUUAGAUAUUUACAAUCACAUGACAGAGAGUACCACACUUUGGAUUA
Molecule: messenger RNA, 1861 nt
Organism: Amborella trichopoda
Lineage: Eukaryota; Viridiplantae; Streptophyta; Magnoliopsida; Amborellales; Amborellaceae
Gene: TT7
Product: Cytochrome P450 superfamily protein
Molecular function (GO): monooxygenase activity; heme binding; oxidoreductase activity, acting on paired donors, with incorporation or reduction of molecular oxygen
Source: RefSeq, a predicted model, not a curated record